Molecule: messenger RNA, 1449 nt
Organism: Arachis ipaensis
Lineage: Eukaryota; Viridiplantae; Streptophyta; Magnoliopsida; Fabales; Fabaceae
Source: RefSeq, a predicted model, not a curated record
AUGCAUGUGACUGAUGAAGCUAGUAUGCAAAGAAUGUUUUUUACCUAUCAUCAAACUAGAGCACAGGCUUCACUUAUCGAGUUGUAUGUUGAGUUCGAAGAAAUCGAUAAUGUUGACUUUCCAGAACCCAACAUAGACUGGGUGGGUUAUAAUACUGAAAGCGAUGAAGAGUUUGAAGGUAAUUAUGAAGUUGUUGGUCCAACUGAAAAUGUAGAGGAAGAUGAGAUAAUGGUUGAAAGAGAUGUGGCUGAUGUUGCAAAUGCACUAACCGGACAACAUCCAUAUGGAGAGCCAUCUUUUAUGCAUGCUUUGAAUCUUGAUGCCAUGCAUGCACCAGAAUUUUCUGAAUACGUCAAUACAGAAGCGAUAAAGCCAUUAGUUGAAGCUGACCCGUCCAUAAAGGUGAAGUCUAUCAUUGCUGAAGUGCAGUCGAAGUUCAACUACACGAUAAGUUAUCGCAAAGCAUGGUUGGCCAAGCAAAAGGCAAUGGAGAAAAUAUUUGGUGGGUGCAAAUCUUCAUAUGAAGCUUUUCCCACAUGGUUUGAAGCAAUGGUUGCAAAAGAACCAUCAGCAGCUGUUGAGUAUGAAAUUGCAUAUGCAUUCAGAAGUUGCAAGCCAGUGGUUCAGAUUGACAACACACAUUUGUAUGGGAAGUAUAAAGGAGCUCUUUUAGUUACAGUAUCACAAGAUGGCAAUGGAAAUAUCGUGCCUCUUGCAUUUGCCAUAGUCAAAGUUAAUCGGGAUGGUGUUGCCCUUAUCUCUGAUCGACACGAGUCAAUCAUCUCAGCUGUGGGUCGUAGUAAUGGAGCAUGGGAAUAUCCGAGAGCUAUUCACAUGUUUUGCAUCCGACAUAUAGCAUCCAACUUUUUGAGGAGUUUCAAGGCACCACUCUUGCAAAGUCUAAUUGUCAACAUUGGCUAUUCUAGAAUAAUGCGUGAAUUUGAUAUGCGUUACCAGAGAUUAUGUGAGCGGGGGGAGGCUUACAAGCAGUGGUUAGACCGGAUCCCUCGACAGCAGUAUGCCUUGGCGUAUGAUGGUGGACAUCGUUGGGGGCAUAUGACAACUAACCUAGUGGAGUGCAUUAAUGGAGUAUUGAAAGGGGCACGCAAUCUUCCGGUCACAUCCCUUGUUAAGGCAACUUUUUACAGGCUAAAUGCAUUGUUCAUAAGGAAGAGAGCUGAGGCUGAGGCUCGUAUAAGUGUAGGACAACUAUUCUCUGAAUAUGCAACUCAGAAAAUUCUGUCAAAUCAGCACUCAGCGGGGAACAUACAAGUUAACUUAUUUGAUAGGCAGAACGAGGUCUUUGAAGUGCGCGAGAUGGCAAGUGGGUUAGAGUUUGCAGUAGACUUGCGCCUUCAGCGUUGUGAUUGUGGUGAGUUUCAGGUGGAUCGAAUUCCAUGUCGCCAUGUAUUUGCCUGCUGUGCAAACCAGCGCCUGGAUUGGAAAUAG